AUGCUAUCGCAGAUGCACACCCGCGUCAAAUCCUGGUGGCAACAGACACCUUUGCCAACAAUUACACCUGCAGGAACGCCUAGCUUCCAGAAGUGGCACAACUUUGAUCGAGAACGAUGGAUUCCAUUUGUCAGGGACAAAACUUCUCAGCCUGGUAUCAGACAUCAAUGGGCGGGCUCAUUCCGCCUCGUGAGUUGGAACGUAAAUGCGGAUGCAUCGUUACCAAAGUCUCGUAUGUCUGCACUACUGCAGGUUAUCAAAACUACAGGAGCUGCAGAUGUUGUUUUCCUGCAAGAGGUAUCAAGGGAAGCACUUACAGCACUGCUUGAAGAACCCUGGAUACAGCAAAAUUGGUACACAAGCGACGUCGAUGCCUCCGCUUUUGGAAAGCAAAAGUUCAUCAGCAUCACCUUAGUGUCCAAGCUUUGGGUAGCCACAGAUGGUAUCCUGCUAGGCGCCAUCUGGAGGAUCUCAUUACCUAGUCGUUUUGGACGAGACGCCCUGUGCUGCGAUUUGCUCCUUAACUCUUCAAGCAAGCACACCUCUGGUAGAAGUUCCCUCCGGAUUCGACUUAUCAACGUCCACUUGGAUUCAUUGCCAAUCAACCCGUCACUCAGGCCAUAUCAACUCUCUAUCGCAGCGUCGUACCUCAGCGCAGCCGGCCGCGGGAUCAUUGCCGGCGACUUCAACCCCGUCCUCCCAGAAGACGACGACCUUGUCCGCACCAACGGUCUUACCGAUGCGUGGGUACACCUUCAUUCAAACGACCCAGGUCAUACUUGGGGUGUAUACGGUGAACAGUCAUUCCCUCCAAACCGGUUGGACAAAGUUGCUCUGUUUAACCUUACCCCUUCAAGCAUGGGCAUCUUGCAAACGAGCGAAUUGGUAUUAUGUAGUGAAAAGACCUCGGUUGAUGUAAGGGAAUCGGUUUCAAAAGCGCAUUUCAGCGAUCAUUUUGGUCUUUGGUGUGACAUUGGAUGGGCAGAAGACCGACCACAGUCGGAAUGA
Alternaria atra is the source of this 1008-nucleotide messenger RNA. RefSeq lists its product as uncharacterized. The transcript has a single exon. The record is from RefSeq and is a predicted model, not a curated record. NCBI's taxonomy places the organism in Eukaryota, Fungi, Ascomycota, Dothideomycetes, Pleosporales, Pleosporaceae. Gene Ontology annotation, molecular function: 5'-tyrosyl-DNA phosphodiesterase activity; single-stranded DNA binding. Gene Ontology annotation, biological process: double-strand break repair. Gene Ontology annotation, cellular component: cytoplasm; PML body. Bases 1 to 1008 code for a protein of 335 amino acids.